Wyeomyia smithii (pitcher-plant mosquito) is the source of this 3027-nucleotide messenger RNA. RefSeq names its product protein disulfide-isomerase A3-like. Gene Ontology annotation, biological process: protein folding; response to endoplasmic reticulum stress. The record is from RefSeq and is a predicted model, not a curated record. Gene Ontology annotation, cellular component: endoplasmic reticulum. Lineage: Eukaryota; Metazoa; Arthropoda; Insecta; Diptera; Culicidae. Gene Ontology annotation, molecular function: protein disulfide isomerase activity. Bases 232 to 1704 code for a protein of 490 amino acids. The transcript has 3 exons.
CAUCAAUACAGUGCAGAAAGAUCGUGCUGAGACAGCGAAUUUGUGUUGUCCACCAUUUCAGCAGCAUUGGAAGCGCUCUUCAGUGUGGCCACGUCUACUCCCUCUUGUCUGAAGCUGAUUUGAGCUGAGAACUGGAAAAUAGUCGGUCAUUAGUACGGGGUGUGAAACCAUAAAUUGCAGCUCAAAAUUUGUACAUUUGCUGCCGCCUAGGUGCUACUUGAGUCGGGAUAAAUGACUCCAGCAAAAGUUUUGCUCGUUAUUUUUGGUAUUAUCCAUUGCGGAUAUGCCGGUGAAGCCGAUGUGCUGGAACUUACUGAUAGCGAUUUCUCCACUCGGAUAGGACUUUACGACACGGAAACUACACUGGUUAUGUUUUAUGCUCCAUGGUGUGGCCAUUGUAAAAAGUUAAAACCCGAAUACGCCAAAGCAGCCGAGUUGUUGCGUGGCGAAGACCCCCCGAUUACGCUUGCCAAGGUUGAUUGUACUGAGGGAGGCAAAGACACAUGUAGCAAGUAUUCGGUAUCGGGUUAUCCCACGUUGAAAAUCUUCAAGAAUGGCGAAGUUUCACAGGAAUAUAAUGGUCCACGUGAGGCAAAUGGUAUCGCAAAGUACAUGAAAUCUAUAGUCGGACCAGCAUCCAAAGAUCUAUUGACUUUGGAUGCCUUCGAGGCUUUCUUAAAAGUGCAGGAGACCACCUUGGUAGGUUUCUUCCAAAAAGAGUCCGAUCUCAAAGGCGUGUUCCUGAAAUAUGCAGAUAGUCAGCGAGAACGACUACGAUUUGGUCACAGCAGUGCUCAAGAUGUCCUGGAAAAGCAAGGUGAAACCGAUGCCAUUGUCCUAUUUCGGGCUAAGCAGUUUGCAAACAAAUUCGAAUCAGACUUUGUUAGGUUCGAAGGCAAGACUAAGGAUGAUUUGAGUACCUUCGUCAAGGAAAACUUCCACGGACUGUGCGGGGUUCGGACCCGGGACACCGUAAACGACUUUAAACCCCCGAUGGUCGUUGUUUAUUAUGCUGUAGAUUACAUCAAGAACCCGAAAGGAACCAACUAUUGGCGCAACCGCGUGUUGAAGGUCGCCAAAGAAUUUGUCGGGCGAGUCAGCUUUGCUGUGAGUGCCAAAGAUGACUUCCAGCACGAGUUGAAUGAGUAUGGCUAUGAUUACGUUGGAGACCAACCAUUGGCGCUAGCUCGUGAUGCUAAAAACCAAAAGUUCAUCAUGAAGGAUGCAUUCUCAGUUGAAAAUCUGCAAGCUUUUGCCACCGAGCUGGAAGCAGGCAAUUUGGAACCUUAUGUCAAAUCAGAACCUGUGCCAGAGAGUAAUGAUGCUCCGGUGAAAGUAGCUGUUGGCAAGAAUUUCCAAGACGUCGUAAUGAACAAUGGCGUCGAUACAUUGAUGGAGUUCUAUGCCCCAUGGUGUGGACACUGCAAGAAGCUAACACCGGUGUACGAAGAAUUGGCCACUAAACUAAAGGACGAGGAAGUUUCUAUUGUUAAGAUGGAUGCUACUGCCAAUGAUGUGCCGCCAACGUUCGAUGUUCGCGGUUUUCCAACUCUUUAUUGGUUACCGAAGAACGACAAGAGUAAUCCCAUGCGCUAUGAAGGCGGUCGCGAAGUAGAUGACUUCAUCAAAUAUAUUGCUAAGCAUUCCACUAAAGAACUGAAGGGAUGGGAUCGCAAAGGUAAUGUAAAGAAAGUAGAGUUAUAAUCUCGUAGGUACGAAAAAACAGGGUAGGCAAUCGGAAAUUAAGUGCGGAAGCAAAAAUCGCACCCCAAAGUACAUCAUUUAUCAACUCAAGUUAAAAAGAAAUCGUUCCUUUGAAAUUCUAUUCUCAUCGAAUAUUUUACGUAAAGGUUGUAUCUACCAUUUCGGAACUUUUACUUCCGUUAAUAUCAGUUGCGUGUCCAAUCAACUAAACCGAUACUAUCAAGAAAAAUUUAUGUGCAACAGAUUCAUCUGAUAAGCAACAAAAGAUGCAUUUAGUUAUGUAUUAAUUGUGAAAAAAGAAUAAAUAAUGAAAAUGCUUCAUUGGUCGAAGUGUAAUUCGAGAUAAACAGUAAAAUGUUUACUCGUACCGAAACGUUUCCACGUUUUCAAGAAUGUGUACUAAGCAGAAGUUAUUUGAGCCGUUGAGAGCAAAAGUGGUACAUGUGCCAUUUUUACACUUUUUGGGUUUUUUGCAUAAAUUGAUGCAGAACGCAAUAAUGUACUAGAAUAUCCAAGAAAAACCGAGAUCUGAUAACCUAAACCAAAUUUAUAGCCAACAUAUUUUUUGGUAAUUAACAUAAUCACCAUUUCGUUGAGAGCGAGAGUGGUACAUGUCCAGUCUGUGCAUGUUAGAUGAAUUGUAAGUCGAGAAUCUUAGGAUAUAAAACAAUCAUGUCUUCAGCAAAGUUGGUCAUAUGAUUGAGUACCUUCAGAUGAAGAUCUGUCUGCUUUGGAAUUUUCUCACUACGUGGCGCUAGUGUAUCCGUGACUAUUUUGUAACAGAAAGCAUUUUACCUAUUUCAGUACCAACUCGUAUGCUGUUACCAAAUACAUAUACACUAGCGCCACGAAGAGACAGAAUUCCUUAACAAUCAGGUCAUCAUUCUAUAGUACUUAAUCACUUGGACAACUCUUCUGAAGACAUGAAAGUUCUAUGUCCUAAGGUUAGAGAGCUAUAAUGCAUCCUUCAUGCUCACGCUAGACAUGUACCACUUUUGCUCUCAACGUUUUCUGGUUGUCAUUAUUUUUCCCAUAGAACAAAAGUGGUACAUGUUUUUCCAUUGAAGUUUGUGUGAGUUUCUCAACUAGAACUCGUUAUGCUUUCAUGUACCGUCUUUUGAAACCUCUCCAGCAAUAAUUUAGUGCAGUUAUGCUGGAAAAAAAUGUUGAAAAUAAUUUACUAUUUGAGUGUUUUCGUCCAUCGCGUCUCCUGAAAAAUUUACUCAAUGGCACAUGUACCACUUUUGCUCUCACCGGCUCAUCUGUGCAGUGCAUUUCAACGAAACAAAGCCGAAUAAAUGAUAAUCUAACAAUUUUGGUUAA